AUGGUGGGGCAGAGCCCCUUGAGCCCCAGCGAGAGCGGGACCGCCGUCCUCCUGGAGCCCUUCGUCCAUCAGGUGGGCGGCCACAUGAGCAUGAUGAAGUACGAUGAGCACACGGUCUGCAAGCCCUUGGUCUCGCAGGAGCUGAGCUUCUACGAGUCGCUGCCCUUGGCCAUGAGGCAGUUCACACCCCAGUACAAAGGCAUCGUUUCCGUGCAUCUCAAGAAGGACAGCCUGGGCAACCUGACCCUGAUCGCCAGCCCCAGCCUGCAGACGGAGAGCCGUGGCCGGCUGGAUAAUGCCAUCGGUGACUCCUCGGUGACAAUAUGGCACAAAUGCAAGUGGGCUGCCAGCACCGGCACCGGCAGCGAGCACGCACUCGUCACGUGGAGUCACACGCAGCUCACCAAGACCUUCAAAGACAGCUGCCCGGGGAAGAUGCUAUUGAGGACAGAUCUUCAGUACCACACAGAUUCACUUUUAGAAGAGGCAAACCGAAACCAGCCGGAAAGAAACAGCUACAACCCCUGGGGACUGCACUGUCACAGGCAGCACCUGAACCGCAUGUCAUCCAAGCAUAAUGAGAACAAACUUCAUCAAUUUCUAUUGCUUGAAAAUGUGGUAUCAAAAUACAGCUAUCCCUGCAUCCUGGACUUAAAGAUGGGAACCCGGCAGCAUGGCGAUGAUGCCUCGGAGGAGAAGAAAGCCCGGCACAUCAAGAAGUGCGAACAAAGCACCUCUGCCUCUCUGGGUGUUCGCAUCUGUGGGAUGCAGGUUUACCAAGCGGACACUGGCUAUUUUCUCUGCAAAGAUAAGUAUUACGGCAGGAAACUCUCACCGGAGGGGUUCAGGCAAACCUUGCGCCAGUUCCUGUGCAACGGUAACUACCUCCGAACAGAUCUCCUGGAGCCCAUCAUCCUGCGACUAAAAGCUCUGCUUUCUGUCAUUAGGAAGCAAAGCUCUUACAGGUUCUACUCCAGCUCACUUCUCAUCAUUUAUGAUGGACAGGAGCACAAGGAGAACACGGCACCCUUGGAUAAUCACCUGCACUUCCAAAAAACAAACUGCACCACGUCACAUGGCACUAAUCACUCCAGAGUUGAUGUCCGCAUGAUAGACUUUGCCCACACCACUUUCAAAGGCUCCAAAAGCAAUCACACCACUUACGAUGGGCCAGACCACGGCUAUAUUUUUGGCCUGGAGAAUCUCAUCAAAAUCCUUCAGAAUAUCUCAGAAGGAAAAUGACAAAUUCUGUGAAAUAGCCUGGAUUUACUAGUGACCGAUAGCUCUGAAAAGUACCGCAUUGGGUCAGUUGUAUGGGACCCUCACAGCUGCCGGAUGUCACGUGCACGGUUUGGAAUGAGAGCAUGGACAGCUUGCUAGGAAAGUGCAAAAAACGCUACGUGCCAUUACUGAACUCAAGCGUAAAAAGCAAAGAGCUGAAAGAAUCUGUUCUGCCUGCAAUCAAUCAGAAGAUUUAUUUUCCUUUCUUGUUUUACUGCUGUCCUCGAUUUAUUUGAGAGCCAAAAGAAAGCAUUACUUGAAAGAGUCUUAAUGAU
Messenger RNA from Pelecanus crispus (Dalmatian pelican), 1556 nucleotides. It is a transcript of the gene IP6K3, whose product is annotated as inositol hexakisphosphate kinase 3. Lineage: Eukaryota; Metazoa; Chordata; Aves; Pelecaniformes; Pelecanidae. Gene Ontology annotation, cellular component: cytoplasm; nucleus. The record is from RefSeq and is a predicted model, not a curated record. Gene Ontology annotation, biological process: inositol phosphate biosynthetic process; phosphatidylinositol phosphate biosynthetic process. Gene Ontology annotation, molecular function: inositol hexakisphosphate kinase activity.